Messenger RNA from Microplitis mediator, 1285 nucleotides. RefSeq lists its product as uncharacterized. The transcript has 2 exons. The record is from RefSeq and is a predicted model, not a curated record. Bases 128 to 898 code for a protein of 256 amino acids. NCBI's taxonomy places the organism in Eukaryota, Metazoa, Arthropoda, Insecta, Hymenoptera, Braconidae.
GGCUCGAAUUGUUCUGUAGAGCAUCAGUAUCGUCUAGCUAAGUAGCAAAGACACUUCAAUAAUAAUAAUUAUUAUUCUUUUUGAGUUUAAAUAAUCAACAGAUUAAAGUUUAAGCAUAAAAAUAACAAUGAAGUUUGUAUUAAUUGGAUUAUUAGUCGCAUUAGUUUACGUUGAGGCUCAAUCGUUUGUUCCAAGACCAGGAAAUGGAGUUCCUAGGCCGCCAAUAAAUUAUCCGAUACCACCAUUCAAUCCUGGACCUCCCAGAUGGCCAUCUGGCUACAGAUUCCGUCGCUCACCUCAAGGAGAAGUCGACGCGUCGGUAGUUAAACCUGGAGAGGGACCAGCACAAGUUAAUUUGGAUUACAAUCAGAAACUUUUCACCGAUGACACAUCGAGUCUCAGCGCCCAUGGACGAGUUUCGUCGACAGAUUUCAGUCAUUUCAAUCCCAGCGCAGGGGUUAAUUACGAAUGGAAUCCUAACAAGGAUACAUAUUUGAGAGCGCAAACUGAACUCCAACAAUUACCCACUGGCCGAAUGGAGCCCAGCUUUGGAGCCCAAUUCGGGAUGAGAUUCCGUCGCUCACCUCAAGGAGAAGUCGACGCGUCGGUAGUUAAACCUGGAGAGGGACCAGCACAAGUUAAUUUAGAUUACAAUCAAAAACUUUUCACCGAUGACACAUCGAGUCUCAGCGCCCAUGGACGAGUUUCGUCCACUGAUUUCAGUCAUUUCAAUCCCAGCGCAGGAGUUAAUUACGAAUGGAAUCCUAACAAGGAUACAUAUUUAAGAGCGCAAACUGAACUCCAACGAUUACCCACCGGCCGGAUGGAGCCCAGCUUUGGAGCCCAAUUCGGGAUGAGAUUCCGACGUGAAAUUGAAGACCAACAACCUGAAGAAUAAUUUAUUUUCUAUUUAACCAAUAAAUAUUAUUUAUUUUUUGUAUCAAUAAAUUAUUCAAAUAAAAUACUCAAAUUUCGUAAGAAAUAAUCUAAUUGUCUGCAUUCACGUGUUUCAAUCAUCGAACCUCUUCCACAAAAUACUAAUCCAGUUUUUUCACGUCAAUUUAAAAUAUAUGCAUAAAUUAUUUUACAAUCAAUAUUGUCAAUUUUGAUAUAUUAAUUACAAUUAAUUGAAUACAAAUAAUUUACUUAAUAAUAAUUUAGUUUCUAUAGAGACGAAUACUUGAAAAAUGUCAUUUUUUAUACUUAAUUAUUAUGGUGACUGUUAAUUAUUAAAAAAAUAUAUGUAAAAUAAUUUUCUUAUUCAAUAAAAUAUAUUAAUAAACAA